AUGGUCGGGGCACUUCGAGAACUCAUCGAGCUCUUGCUGACUGAAAUCGCCAUCAGCGGCACCGACGGAACCCGGCUCGCGGAGAUUUGGGAUCUAAUCAAGGGCUUUCACAAUGGCAAAGUACUCAGUGCAGAGGAUGCGCCGCCAACCAUAUCAAACUUCUGCCUGGAUCGCGCCCUGCAGGAAGAUCUGUGGGAGUGGUUGACACUGAAUCCGGAGGUCUCUGUCGGACGAAACAAGGAGUUCAAUGGACUUAGUUUAUCCGAAGCUGAAGAGCUGGAUUCGCGAUCUCCAGAUCUUCGGCUAUUCGUUUCCGAAGAUCGUACCUGGAAAGCACUGACGGGCCAUGAAAAAGACGACACUAAAGUCCCGGCCACCGAGUUUGUUUUGCUGUCUAUCAUCGCCACUUGUAGGUCACAGGGGAUUUUGCAGACUGAGUUGGUUCGUCGCAGUGGCCAGGACGCCCGGUCGGUACCAAAACGCACCGAUGCGUUGAAUUCCAAGGGAUACAUUGAGAAGCGUCUGGUGCAUGUGAAAUCGGCCAAGACCAGCUUGUGUGUAUUCUCAAGAUUCGCCCAUGUCUCCGCCGUUGAUGCCGAAGUGCUGGACACCAAGUCUGUCAAACCACGAAACGUGAUUGACAUCGAUGCCUUUUGUCAGGGCCUAUUUCGCGUCCUCAAGCAACAUCAGAUCAUAUCUCGAAAUGACCUCAAAGACGAACUUGAUCUAAAUGAUCCUUGGCGACGACGUAUACUAAGUAGAACAAUCCGAAAAUUUGAGGCGAUCGGUUGCGUGCAACGAGUGAAGGCACGAUCGCAAUUCCAUGAUACCAUGAGGUCUCUUCAUCCAUGUGUAUUGUUGGUCCAUGAGCCGACGAAGAACGACAUGAAGAUAUUUAAAAGCGACUACAAAACUCUCUUCUCUGCGGUGGAUCAAGACAAUGACGACGCUGAGGAGCAAGCUGAUAUGCAGUCUUCUGAUCACCUGCCUAUAAAGUGGACACCAGACGUCAAUGUGCCGAAUUUGAUUGCCAACCUUAUUAAAGGUAGUGGCACCAAUGGAAGGACCAAUGCCCAGGUAAUUAGGGAGGGCUUUGGCAAGGUCUUUCGCCGCCCAAGUGAGCAUACCUUGAACCGUAUGACCGAGGCCUGGCAGCUAUCACAACCUUCGCACCUGAAGCAUAGCGCUAUCGUUCGAGAUAUCGGGAUGAAUCGCACAGUUACACAUUAUGUGCACUACUCGUAUCCUCAUUUUAAGGAGCUUGUUGAUACUGCACGUGCUGAUUGGGAGGCAGUCACCUUUCGUGCGAGAGAUACUAAGAGCUCCAAGCUUACUGUGCCACGCCCUGAUGCUCCACCCAUCAUAGACGAGAAUGGUCUCGCACCUCUGCAGUUGCCUAGAAAAGGAGUCAUUGAGCGCGAUUAUUACUGUAUACUCUCUUCUAAAGGUCUUAGCAACUACGCUACAACGAAGAGCGAUCCUGUCGCUGCGGUUGAUGAAGAGGGAAAUGUGGUUGCUUCUUUUGAACGCGAAUCUGGUCAUUACUCCGGCUUUCGUCGAAUCGCCAAUGCUUAUGACCAUUCUAAGCGGCUUGAAAGUACGCAAAUUGAGCAUCUGCCUAGUCCUCUUCCCGAACAAGAUGUCAGUAUACGGUCUGUGCCCAUGACCAAGGCUGAGAAAGUCGAAGUGGAGCUUAGAAGAGGUGAGAGAUCUGCUAAGGAAGUAUUCGCGUCUUUUGGCAUGGAUGAAAGUUGGACGCAUGUCGCCGUUCAGCUUAUGGAGCGGAAGACGCCUGGUGUCUAUGUGACUGGAAAGGGCAAAGCUCGGCCGGCGAGGAAAAGGCAAGGCCGACCGAGAGAAAGUCGAAUUGCAAUUUUUAGGAGCACCACGCUCGUUGAGUAUCUCAGAUCACUCCCUCCGUCGGAGUCAGACAUCUCUUCGGCUAUUCCUGUGCAGUCAACUCCACGACCUACCAGUAGAGAACCGUCAACUGUGGCUUUGGAAGAUAAAUUGGCGACAGAACCAACAGAACCUACACAGUCGACAAGUCACUCCAGUCACGCCAUCCCUGAAUUUCCUCUUGCAAAGCCUCAGACACUUUCUCUUCAGAUCAAUGCGCAAACUAUCAGCCCACCUACAACUGAACCGAUACCUGUAUCAGAUGCGGCCAUACCAGAAGCGUAUUCAACAAUUCCUGUUCAGUCAGGGGUACAAUCUGGGGCUUCUUCCAAGGUUGAAGGACAAACAGGCAUGAUUAUCGCCUCCCAAACAAACGACUUGGAGGGCACCAAAAUUGAGCCCCACCGUUCCGCAGAUUCACUAGCUACAAGAUCUACUGAGAUCCAGCCAGUGAAUGAAAGACUGGAACCUGCGCGAGCAGUCGCUUCUAAAUCCGAUCUUCCAGUCGUAUUUUCAAAAAGUAGGCGUUCCGAUAGAGGAGGUUCUGUCGGACGCUUGAGACAGAACAUCGUCAUGAAUAUCAUUGAACAGGCAGGGGGUGCUUUCCCCACGGGUACCGAGUUGUGGUAUGCGUUCGCAACGGUUUGGAUGAAACAUCUGAAUCAUAAUGAAAAGCCGGAUUCCCGAACAGUCAAGAACGUGUUAAAAUAUUUGAUCGACGGAGGCAAACUGCGCCAAAUGACCUUCACUGGGAAGGGACCGAAAGGAUUCAUGAUUAGCCGUAGCAUUGUCAUGAAACCAGAUAUCAGUUCUUCUAGUCCCCUGGUCACAAAAAUGAAGGAGAAACUACUCGAAUCAACUUAUUACGUGCCGGAUAAUGUCGAAGUAGACUCCGAUAUUUCGAGGCUGAUACGUGGUGGCACUGGUGCGCCGACUGGAGUCCACCCGAAACAAGUAAUGGAAUCACAUAUAACCGUUAAUUUACGGAACAAACCCGCCACCGUUGUUGCACAAGAAAAAAGAAGAGAAGAAUCUCUUCAGAAGCGUUUAUUAAAGCCUAUUCGCCUGAAGUCAAUGAACCGCAAACGCGAAGGAAGAACUUUGUUUUCAAGACCUGUUAGCAAAGGGUUCAGCGCUCGUCUAGAACCCUUGCAGUAUCAGGGCUUGCGCAAGGAGUCUGAUAUUCCGAUGAAUAUAGACAUUUCGGCGUCUGCCAAACGUCGCUUGCCUCGGGCAUCUGACCGCCCAGUUACAGAGAUCAAGAGACGUAAACGCAAAAACACUGAAUCCAGCUACGGCCAAUUUCUUAAUCAUCUUGAUGAUAUCUCCCACUGGGAAAUGCACAAUGUAUCAUCCACAGAUCUCCAUCAGGCUCCGUCUUCACAUCCACAAUACCCACACCACGGGUUAGGCUUCAUUCACCAUACUAUUCACGAAGCAUUUGAGCAAGCACCUAUUGCUGGAAAUAUAGAGUUUAUUACGGGUGGGGUGCAGAAGCAAGUCUCGGCUUCGACUUCGCAGGUGAGAGCUCGUCGAAACAAGCCCUCGAAACCUUCCAAGCCACCACUCAAGCGUGUAAUAUCGCAACCAAAUCAGCCCGAAAUUCCUGGUUUCCGAGAAAUAUCCGAGCUACCUUCAGUCGAUCAAAUGCAACAUGAGCAGAGUCCAGGAAUGAACAAAAAACCAGCACUGCCUCGUCGGAGACGAAGAGGUUUGAAAGACCUGCCAAGCUCAUUGAUUGAGAGAAUGAAAUACGCAAUAAUUGUCGUCAGGACCAUCGCGGGAGGACCUUACGGGAAGAGCGUUGAUUGGGAUCUCGUGACAAAGGCUUUUCCAGAGGAAGAUCCGGAAUUUAUACGCAUGAAUAGUAAACUGCUACUAAACCGUGAUCGGCGUCAACUAGCACAAAUGCAAGUUGAAUUUCGCGCCAAACUACUUGCAGAAUAUCGGAAAAGAAAACCUGCAUUACCUGGCAUAGAUUUCAAUGACAUACUGUCUUAUGACUGGGAUGGCGUGGUGACCUGGGCCACUACACAGUACUACUCGCCUUCGGCUCGAGAUGUACCCAACUUACCCGGAUCUCGAGCGCAGUUCAAGGAGCGUUUUGGACAUCAAGUGGACCAAUUGCCUGAUGAGUUUGAAUCAAUUUACACGCCUCACCCCACGAUAAGUAUCACAAAGAGGGCAUCGAUCUAUUCUUCUCGACCAUAUGUGAAUGCGCCUAUAAGUGUGAAUCAUUAUGAUCGAGAUCAAAGUGGCAAAUUGGAAGCUGUGAAAUGCUGGAUACUGUCAAACAUUGUCGCUAAAGAGGAAACAUAUAGUGCCACAGAUGCGCGGCAAAAACUAUCUCGUUUCUCUGAAGAUAUGAUCGAAGACGCCAUAAAGGAGCUCACCCGAGAUCGAUUUAUUUCUCAGUCCAACCGUGGGCGUGUCGUCCCGGGCCGUAACUACAGCCUGACAGAUUUGUUCUAUCAAUCAUUUGGACGCAAGAGAACCAUCGAUGCAGAAAUUCUGAAACAGGCCUCAAAAUUCAAACGGACUCUUGAUAAUGAUUUCAGACGUGACGGUGUUGCUCAGGUUAAAUACGACGCAUUAGAUGGGGACGUCCUGGCAGUCCUGGCUCUAGCAGCCGAAGGACGUGUGCAUAUUUUACCUAGCGACCCGCCUGCAAACCCAUUCGGUCUCACAGAAGGUAACUAUGAGACACGUGCCUUAGACAAGGCGAAAUUCAAAUUUCAAGUGGAUGUGAUCCCGGACAGCAACAGAUAUGAGUACGGUAACCCCGUAUGGAACAGGAUCUGUGCAAAUCGUAUGCCGAUAGGUGAAGAGGAGAUAAACCGGUUUUUCAAUGACAAGAACGGAGGCGUGGCUUUCGAAAAGCUGCCAUUAUGGUUGGAUAUCAAUGGUAAUAUACAAGAUCAGUUAUGGGAAUCCAUUUUGUCUGCGAUCGUCGGUAUUCUCGCGAUACGGCCCAAACUAGACCUGAAAGGCAUACACGAACAGCUCCAGAAAUAUCUAGCUUUGUGGGAUAUCGAGCGCGUUCUUAGUUGGCUUGAGGAAGUUGAAAUUGUCAGCAAAGAAGUUGGGAUUGGAGGCAAAAGUGUUUGGACAGUAAAGGAGUACUGGUGGAUGGUCUUGAAUUGA
This is a messenger RNA of Talaromyces atroroseus, 5043 nucleotides long. RefSeq lists its product as hypothetical. The transcript is spliced from 3 exons. NCBI's taxonomy places the organism in Eukaryota, Fungi, Ascomycota, Eurotiomycetes, Eurotiales, Trichocomaceae. Gene Ontology annotation, cellular component: transcription factor TFIIIC complex. Gene Ontology annotation, biological process: 5S class rRNA transcription by RNA polymerase III; transcription initiation at RNA polymerase III promoter. Gene Ontology annotation, molecular function: DNA binding. Bases 1 to 5043 code for a protein of 1680 amino acids. The record is from RefSeq and is a predicted model, not a curated record.